Messenger RNA from Prinia subflava (tawny-flanked prinia), 1077 nucleotides. It is a transcript of the gene RDH5, whose product is annotated as retinol dehydrogenase 5. Gene Ontology annotation, cellular component: intracellular membrane-bounded organelle. Gene Ontology annotation, biological process: steroid metabolic process; retinoid metabolic process. Gene Ontology annotation, molecular function: all-trans-retinol dehydrogenase (NAD+) activity. Lineage: Eukaryota; Metazoa; Chordata; Aves; Passeriformes; Cisticolidae. The record is from RefSeq and is a predicted model, not a curated record.
GGGCCCCCCCGGAGCCCCCCCGUGCCCGGCCGGUGACCGGUGACGCACGGCCCCGGUAAUCCGGGCCGGGCCGCCCGGCCCCGGCCAGGCCGGGACCAGGCCAUGUGGCUGUACGUGGCACUGGCGGCAGCAGCCUGGGCGCUGUGCUGGCUGCUGCGGGACCGGCGCACGCUGCCCACGGUGACGGACAAGCACGUCUUCAUCACGGGCUGCGACAGCGGCUUUGGCAACCUGCUGGCGCGGCGGCUGGCCCGGCGCGGCUACCGCGUGCUGGCCGCCUGCCUGACCCCGCAGGGCGCCGAGAGCCUGCGCGGGGACAGCGCCGGGGGACACCUCCGGACCACCCUGCUGGACGUGACCCGCUCCGACAGCAUCCGCAGGGCCGCAGAGUGGGUGCAGAAAGAGGUGGGGGACAAAGGGCUGUUUGGGCUGGUGAACAACGCGGGCGUGGCCAACCCCAUCGGCCCCACGGAGUGGAUGGACAUCGAGGAUUUCCGCCGGGUCAUGGCCGUCAACGCCUUCGGGGCCAUCGAGGUCACCCUGCAGCUGCUGCCGCUGCUGAAGCGCGCGCGGGGCCGCGUGGUCAACACGUCCAGCGUGCUGGGCCGCGUCUCGGCCAACGGCGGCGGCUACUGCAUGUCCAAGUUCUGCAUCGAGGCCUUCUCGGACAGUCUCAGGCGGGACAUGCGGCACUUUGGGGUCAAGGUGAGCAUCGUGGAGCCCGGCUUCUUCAAGACCAACGUGACGGACCUGGACUCGCUGGAGGCGUCGCUGCGGCAGCGCUGGGAGCGCCUGGAGCCCGCCACGCGCAGCAGCUACGGGGAGCACUUCUUCCCCCAGUACCUGAAGGUGCAGCGCCUGCUGCUGUCGCUGCUGUGUGACAAGGACCUGUCCAAGGUGACGCGCUGCAUCGAGCACGCGCUGCGGGCGCAGCACCCGCGCAGCCGCUACAGCGCCGGCUGGGACGCCAAGCUGCUGUGGCUGCCCGCCUCCUACCUGCUCGCCCUGGUGGACCUGGGCCUGGCCCUCAUCCUGCCCAAGCCGGCUCAGAGCGUCCCCUGAGCGCCCCCAGACCCA